AUGUGCGUCCCGGCAUCAACGGAAUACACAUCUGUGGAUAUUGUGGGAACGUUUGUCCACGACAUCACUCCGAACGCUUUGACUACAUCUGCGAUUAGUGUGCCCGAAGAACGUAUCGAUUAUUUGGAAAUCGUUACUGAGCAUAGAGCUUCCACGGGAGGCCGGUUCGAGUCGGCUGAGCCACUAUUUCACUGCACACAUCUUGGCCGCGAGGAAGUGGCCAAAGGCCCAAAGGCCGAGGAGCGCCAGUCGAAAGUUUACUAUCUUGAAUGCCGUCUUGGUGACGAAAGCCGGCGACUUGAUGGAGCUAGUGAACUCGGAGUCUCGCGUGAUGCUGCUGUACUCGACGCGAGAGGAGGCCAUCUGGAUCCUCACGGCUGCCAGGGAGCUCAAGAUCACUGGCGAGAAUUACGUGUGGGUGGUGACGCAGAGUGUGAUCGAGAACUUGCAGACGCCCUAUCAGUUCCCGGUCGGCAUGUUAGUUGGUUCGGAGAAUUAUCAGAAGCAAAUGGGACGAAGAAGUGGUGGGUAAAAACGGCGCAGAGAGGCUACCAAAGAAUAGGCGUGCACUUCGACACGAGCAGCACGUCGCUGGUGAACGAGAUCACGACGGCCAUCAAGGUGUACGCGUACGGGGUGGAGGACUUCGUGAGCGACCCGCGCAACGCCAACCUCUCCCUCAACACGCAGCUGUCGUGCGAGGGCGUGGGCGACUCGCGCUGGAAGACCGGCGACCGCUUCUACCGGUGA
Molecule: messenger RNA, 750 nt
Organism: Gryllus bimaculatus (two-spotted cricket)
Lineage: Eukaryota; Metazoa; Arthropoda; Insecta; Orthoptera; Gryllidae
Source: the annotation of a GenBank genome assembly